Cetraspora pellucida is the source of this 338-nucleotide messenger RNA. The record is from the annotation of a GenBank genome assembly. Lineage: Eukaryota; Fungi; Glomeromycota; Glomeromycetes; Diversisporales; Gigasporaceae.
GUCAUUAUAUGAAAAUUCCUCCGAGAAGCAUGUUCACAUCACAAAUAUGGGGUACAUUUGUUGGUGUAAUUGUAAAUUAUUGGACGUUAUAUAUUAUACUUCAAACGAAAAGAUCCUACCUUGAUGGUACAGAAAAUGAUCCAUCUGGUCAAUGGGCUGGUCUUAAUUCAGCAGUAUUCAAUACUGCAUCUAUAAUAUGGGGAUUAAUUGGACCGGCAAGAACUUUCGGUCCUGACUCAAUUUAUCAUAUUCUCCUUUGGGGCUUCCUAAUUGGUGGCUUUUUACCAAUACCAUUUUAUUUGCUUCAUCUAAAAUUUCCAAAGGCAAAAUUUAAUCUU